Molecule: messenger RNA, 1403 nt
Organism: Diospyros lotus (date-plum)
Lineage: Eukaryota; Viridiplantae; Streptophyta; Magnoliopsida; Ericales; Ebenaceae
Product: 3'-5' exonuclease
Exons: 6
Coding region: 44-1027 (327 amino acids)
Biological process (GO): nucleobase-containing compound metabolic process
Molecular function (GO): nucleic acid binding; 3'-5' exonuclease activity
Source: RefSeq, a predicted model, not a curated record
UCUUCAUCUAUACGCUCUGUUCAGGCUUUCGGCGAGUCGAUAAAUGGAAACAGGAGACGACCGUUCUCCGGUCACCGCCUUUUCCGACUGGGACCGGACCUUCACUGACCAAGAGAUCGAAGCCAUCGAAGCUGCAUUUCAAUCUGCUUCAUCAUCAUGCUCGACUUUUUCAUCCUGCUCUCCGGCCAAGCGACGCCGCGUUCCAAACCGCGACUGCAGUGAGGACCGCCUGGGGACUCGCCGGAGGCUGCCGGAAUCGAUUUCCGGUUUGAGGCGCCCGACCACGUCCAGGGAGCACCGUGGCUUUGGAAGCGAGUGCACUCCCAUUCGAAUCCCUGAUUCAUUUUCUCCAUCACUGUGUCCGAGGAAUCGGCUUAUCUAUAGUGAUUCGUCUCACUCUAAGUUAAGGAUGAGAUUCCCACCAUUAACUUUCAAAGGUCGUAUUUUAUAUAGCCGAACCAUUAGAGAGGUGGAGAAAACUGCAAAUGAGCUUUUGGAAUUUGUUGAAACUAAAAAGAGAGACGUUGAUCAGGCCAUUCUUGGACUUGACAUUGAAUGGAGACCAACAUUUAGAAGAGGCGUUGCACCUGGAAAGGUUGCAGUUAUGCAGAUAUGUGCUGGCAGUAGUCAUUGUUAUGUGAUGCACAUUACUCAUUCUGGAAUCCCUCAAAGUUUGCAAUCUCUUCUUGAGGAUCCUACAUCCUUGAAGGUUGGAGUGGGCAUUGCUAAUGAUGCUUCUAAAGUUUUUAAAGACCAUAGUGUAUCUAUAAAGACUUUGGAAGAUCUGUCUAGCAUAGCCAACCAAAAGCUUGGUGGAGAUCCCAAGAAAUGGAGUUUGGCAUCUUUGGCUGAAACACUUAUCUGCAAACAGCUUCCAAAGCCUGGGAAAAUUAGACUGGGAAACUGGGAGGCUGAUGUUUUAUCAGAAGAACAGCUACAGUAUGCUGCCACUGAUGCCUUUGCUUCUUGGUAUCUAUAUCAGGCUCUGAAGAGCCUACCUGAUGUUGCUGGAAACAGAGUACAGUAACUGGGAAAUGCACGAUUGUAAGAUUGUCAUAGGUUGUAUUAUUCAUUUAAUCUCUAUUUUGCUCCUAUAGUUGAUCAGCCUCAAUGUGAGGGCUAGUGGAUGAAAUGAAGGAAAUUUAUAACAAAAGAGAGAGGAUGAUCUAAGAGAACUUGGCAAAAAACCUUGGACAUGACAUAUUAUAAUGGUUUUAUAGAGCAUAUAACCAUAAAUGAAGAUGAUUAGAGAUCUAGAAUUUAUACAACCAAUCCCACCUAAUAUGAUUGUUGUUAUUGUAGUUAAAUAGCCAUCACAACUGAGCGAUGAUUGGAUUGGCUUUGCUUUUUGUGAAAACUGUGAAUUUCGAAUGCUUUUUCCUUGGGAAAUGAAUCUCCUAGUU